This is a messenger RNA of Nicotiana tabacum (common tobacco), 2436 nucleotides long. Its product is annotated as threonine dehydratase 1 biosynthetic, chloroplastic-like. NCBI's taxonomy places the organism in Eukaryota, Viridiplantae, Streptophyta, Magnoliopsida, Solanales, Solanaceae. Gene Ontology annotation, molecular function: threonine deaminase activity; L-serine ammonia-lyase activity. Gene Ontology annotation, biological process: L-serine catabolic process; L-threonine catabolic process. The record is from RefSeq and is a predicted model, not a curated record.
AAGAUUAUCGCGCGGGGUCCGGCUACUGGGGCGCGGCUUUCAAAAUUCUGUUACCGUAGCCGUUGCUCCGCCUCUUUUCUCCGCCUCUUUUCUCCGCUGCAACCCGUAGCCGUCGACCUUUACCGCCGUCGAACAUCCACAUUUCCGACCGCCGGAUCCUAUAGAUACAUAUCAUCAAUCUACACACAAAAUGGAUGUUCUCCGUUUUAAUUCCCUAAAGUCACGCAAUUUCCACUUCGGUCCCAAAUCCACGUCGGGCACAGCCUUUAUUACGGUUACUUCCGAUGCCAUGAAACCCGCCGCCACGAGGAAAACAAAAAGGACGGGGAUCAAACCGCCGGCGGCACUUAUAGCGGAGAAGCCGUUGGAGAUUUCACUGUUACAGGCAUCCCCGUCUGUUUCAGAUAUAGUGCUACCAGUAGUACACCCGAGUUCGUUACAAUGCGAGCCAGGGUAUUUGAUACCGAAUUAUCCACGUGGUAAUAUCGGCUACAAGUACAUGAAAGAAAUAUUGACAUCAAAAGUGUAUGAGGUAGCCGAUGAAACGCCUCUGCAGUUUGCACCUAAGCUCUCUGAGCGGUUAGGGGUAAAUUUAUGGCUCAAAAGAGAGGAUCUUCAGCCGGUCUUCUCAUUCAAGGUCAGAGGAUCUUACCAUAUGAUGGCAAAGCUCCCUAGAGAGCUGUUAGAAAAGGGAGUUAUAUGCUCAUCAGCUGGAAAUCAUGCACAAGGUGUUGCAUUAGCUGCCCAGAGACUUGGUUGCAAUGCUGUGAUUGUGAUGCCAGUUACUACACCAGAAAUUAAAUGGAAAUCCGUUGAGAGAUUGGGUGCUACUGUUAUUUGCAAGGGGGACACAUAUGAUGAAGCUCAAGCAUAUGCGAAAGCUCAGGCCAAAGCAGAAGGCCGCACAUUCGUCCCUCCUUUUGAUCACCCAGAUAUUAUAAUAGGACAAGGUACAGUUGGAAUGGAGAUUAGUCGCCAAUUCAAGGAUGACAUACACGCAGUAUUUGUACCUGUUGGUGGAGGGGGUCUUAUAGCUGGAAUUGCGGCAUAUUUGAAAAAAGUUUCCCCUGAUAUAAAGAUUAUCGGUGUUGAGCCAUUCGAUUCAAAUGCAAUGGCAUUGUCGUUGCACCAUGGUCGAAGAAUAAUGCUGGAACAUGUUGGAGGUUUUGCAGAUGCUGUAGCUAUUAAAGUGAUGGGAGAAGAAACUUUCCGUCUCUGCAGGGAAUUAUUAGAUGGGGUGGUCCUAGUUGGUCGUGAUGCUAUAUGUGCAUCGAUAAAGGACAUGUUUGAAGAGAAACGAAGCAUAUUGGAGCCUGCAGGUGCACUUGCUCUUGCUGGAGCAGAAGCGUAUUGUAAGUACUAUGGCCUGAAGGGUGAAAACAUAGUAGCAAUAACUAGUGGAGCCAACAUGAAUUUUGACAGACUUAGAUUGGUAACUGAACUCGCGGAUGUUGGUAGGCAGCGGGAAGCUGUUCUCGUUACUUAUAUGCCCGAAGAGCCAGGGAGCUUCAGAAAGUUCUAUAAAAUGGUGGGAAGGAUGAAUCUUACUGAAUUGAAGUACAGAUAUAAUUCUGAGAAAGAAAAAGCUAGAGUACUUUACAGAGUUGGUCUUCACACUAAAUUAGAACUUGAAGAAAUGGUGGACAGGAUGGAAUCAUCACAACUGCAUACCAUUAAUUUUACAGAUAAUGAAUUGGUCAAAGAUCAUCUAAGGCAUCUGAUGGGUGGCAGAUCAAAUGUUCACGAUGAGCUUCUCUGUCGAUUCAUUUUUCCCGAGAGGCCUGGUGCUUUGAUGAAGUUUUUAGAUGCUUUUAGCCCGCGUUGGAAUAUUAGUUUGUUCCAUUACCGUGCACAGGGAGAAACUGGUGCAAAUGUGUUAGUCGGCAUCCAAGUUCCACAGGGUGAGGUCGGUGAGUUCAAGGCACGAGCUGACACUCUUGGUUAUGAAUAUGUAGUGGAGACUCUCAAUGAGGCUUUCCAGAUACUGAUGCAUUGAAAAAGGUUGGAAUACUUGGUGUAUAGAUUGGCUUGUGCUCAGUGGCAGAAACAAGAAUUUCAUCAAGGGGUUCAGUAGAGUUGUUCACGUGUUUAGGAGAUACAACAAUUUAUAUAUAUAUAUAUAUAUAUAUAUAUAUAUGCAUAAAUAAAUAUAUACACACACGCACAUGCAUGCAUGCAUACAUACAUACAUACAUAGUGCAAUUAUCCAGCAAAGAGGGUUGAAAUGCCACUGUUUGUGCUGAUUGGCUGAUCCCAGUGUUUGCUCAGGCCUAGCAAAGAAAAAACCACAUUCUCUAGGAAUUUUGAUAUGUUUAUACAGAUGAAAUUUUGGUCCUUAAGAAAGUUUCUCAAUGUUUUGAACGAAACUUUAUGAUGGCUCAUUUGUUAUGUAAAAUAUAAACAAGUUUUAAUCAAAUCAAUCACCAAAUUGAAGAA